AUGAGCCUGCUUGGUGUCGGGCGAUCAAUGAAGAGGCCGCUGCGGCUGCGGCUGCGACUGCGGCUGUGUGAUCAGGGAGGAGAGAGCAGUAAGAGCGCCUUCAUCAAAAUAUUUGACCGUUUGUCCUCAGCCUCUGAUGUAGCCCCAGAAGAGCUUCACAUCAUUAAGAUCCAAGAGGUGGCCGCCAUGAGGCUUGGUGUCUUUUCAUUCCUGUGUGCUCUUGGUCUCAGCUGGGCAGACAAAGAGAAGGUCUUUGGUGGCAUUGAGUGCGACCCUAACUCACAGCCCUGGCAGGUGGGGCUGUUCGAGGGCACUAGCCUGCGCUGUGGGGGGGUCCUCAUUGAUCGUCGGUGGGUGCUCACUGCAGCCCACUGCAGCAGCAGGUACUGGGUGCGGCUGGGGGAGCACAGCCUCAGCAGGCUGGACUGGACGGAGCAGAUCCGGCGCAGCGGCCUCUCCGUGACCCACCCCGGCUACCAGGGAGCUCUGCAGAACCACGAGCAUGACCUGCGGCUCCUGAGGCUGCGAACGCCUGCCCGCCUGACCCGCAGUGUCCAGCCGCUGCCCCUGCCCAGCACCUGCGCAGUCGCUGGCACCAACUGCCACAUGUCAGGCUGGGGCACCACCAACCGACCAUGGGAUCCAUUCCCAGACCGACUCCAGUGCCUCAACCUCUCCAUUGUCUCCACCGACGCCUGUCAAGCUGUAUUCCCUGGGAGAAUCACAGACAACAUGGUGUGUGCGGGUGGUGUUGCCGGGAAGGAUGCCUGCCAGGGAGACUCUGGGGGCCCACUGGUGUGUGGGGGAGUCCUUCAAGGUCUGGUGUCCUGGGGGUCUGUGGAACCUUGUGGACAAAAAGGGAUCCCGGGGGUCUACACCUUUGUGUGCAAAUACGUGGACUGGAUCCAGAUGAUCAUGAGGAGCUACUGAACCACUUUGGCCAUCUCUGCUCUGUAUCUUAGCACCAACACCUCCUCCCUCCACAUGCCCACUCUCGUUGGU
Messenger RNA from Octodon degus (degu), 1002 nucleotides. RefSeq names its product kallikrein related peptidase 12 (gene Klk12). The record is from RefSeq and is a predicted model, not a curated record. Gene Ontology annotation, biological process: proteolysis. The transcript has 7 exons. Bases 1 to 930 code for a protein of 309 amino acids. NCBI's taxonomy places the organism in Eukaryota, Metazoa, Chordata, Mammalia, Rodentia, Octodontidae. Gene Ontology annotation, molecular function: serine-type endopeptidase activity.